Molecule: messenger RNA, 831 nt
Organism: Aspergillus bombycis
Lineage: Eukaryota; Fungi; Ascomycota; Eurotiomycetes; Eurotiales; Aspergillaceae
Gene: fmaF
Product: Fe(2+)/2-oxoglutarate-dependent oxygenase fmaF
Exons: 1
Coding region: 1-831 (276 amino acids)
Source: RefSeq, a predicted model, not a curated record
AUGGCUCCCAGUGCAGUGAGUGCCCAACAGCUCGCAGAAGCGAAAGCCAAAUUCAAGCAGGACGGAUGGGCCGUCGUCCCUAAUGUGAUCGAUGCCGAAAAAGCAACAGAGGUCGUUGAUCGCCUUUGGAAGGCAAAGGAAGAGAGUGAGCGGCGAGGCGAUCCAACCUACCUGGACUGGCUGGAUCCCAACUCCAGCAACGUCCGUAUAUUCUACCUGAUGGAACUGGAUCCUAUCUUUCGCGAGCUAAUCUCACACCCUGUCGCUGUGGAGAUGGUUCAGUCCGCACUGGGCCAAAACUUCCUUGUCUCCAACUUCACAGCGAACAUUGCACUGCCCGGAUCCAAGUCCAUGGGCCUACACUCCGAUCUCUCCCUACAGUGCCCCGAUCCCUGGUUGUCGACUUGGGGUUUGAACGUGAUCUGGUGUUUGCAUGAUGUUUACUACGAGAACGGCGCCACUUUGUACAUCCCCGGGAGCCACCAUUGGAAGACCAAGGCGGAGGUGCCCUCAGAUGAGGAGGCAAGGAAGCUCCUGGUGCCAUUUGAGGCCAAGGCUGGGUCGAUCAUCGUGAUGGAUGGGCGCCUCUGGCACACGUCCGGUUGCAAUAUCACUCAGGAUAAAGAGCGGGCGCUUUUGUUCGGGGCUUAUAAUGCCCCGUUCCUAAGAGGCCAGGUGAACUGGGGUGUUGGGCUGUCGGAGGAAACGAAGAAGACCCUGAGUCCUCAGCUCCGGGAAUGGCUAGGAGUUAAUCGGGACGGCAAUCUUGGGGUGGUGACAGGAGUCAAUGAUGUCUUUGCUGAGGGUGCUGCUCCUCCUGCCCAUGCGUGA